CUAAUUAACACAAUAAUAAAUUAGUGUGCUACUACGGGUCUAGCUCUAACUUGGACCUGUGAAUCCUAUCUCGUACUAUGACUCCUAGUAUACUUGUCUGUAUCUAUGGCACUUUACAAAUCUUAAAGCAGGCGAUGGCCGCACGAGCGGCAGCGGAGGCGCGCGCGGGUGCGGCGCGCAUGGCGGCGUGGCGGGCUCAUUCUUACGCCGCGGACGAGGCGGGCGCGGCCGCCGCGCUGCGCCUUGAUGCGGCGCGCCGCCCCGUGCGCCGUGCGCCUGAUGAACUGCUCGUGAGAGUGCAUGCGUCUUCUAUAAACCCUAUUGAUCUCGCCAUGAUCCGGGGUUACGGCUCGCGCGUGUUUAACGCCUGGCGAGCACUUGAAGGAAGCGAAGGAUUGGAGUUCCCGCUAACGCCGGGGCGUGACUUCGUGGGCACGGUGGUAGGCGCCGCGCCGGACGCCGCACUCGCCCCGGGGGCCCGCGUGUGGGGCGUGCUGCCGCCGCACAGAGUAGGGGCGCACGCGGAAUACGUGCUCGCGAAAAGUUCUUGGGUGAGCUCGGCACCAGAAAACCUAGACGACCUCCAAGCUGGCGGCGCUCUGUACGGAGCACUAACCGCAUGCGCGGCGCUGCGGGUGGCGGGGUUGGCGCCCGGCGGGGAGGGGGGGAAGCGGGUGCUGGUGCUAGGGCUGGGCGGCGUCGGACACGCGGCCGUGCAGCUGCUAGUGAGAGACAGACAUCAUGUGGUGGUGAGCUGUGCCAGCGAGCAAGCAGAAGCAGCGCGUGCGCUGGGGGCGGAGCCCCUCGACCGCCGCCAGGAGGAUUAUGCUGACCGUCUGCAACAGGCUGCCCCAUUCGACGUGGUAAUAGACUGCGCAGGGCAGGGCGGCGCGGGCGCUGCGAAGCUCCCUUGUACGUUCGGCGCGUACGUUACACUGACGUCGCCUCUGCUGCGCAAAACGGACGCCAACGGGCUGCUACCAGGCACCGUAGCGGCUGCGGCUGACCUGAUACAGCAGAAUUUAGCCGUCAGAGAUCCCGUGCGCUGGGCGUUCUUCUCGCCGCGCGCGGACGACAUCGAAUUGUUACGCCGCCGCGCCGAACGGGAACAGUUCUCUGUGGCCGUGGAGCAAGUAUGGAGCUGGCGCGACGCAGGCGCGGCGUACGCGCGCGCGGCGCAGGGGCAUGCGCGCGGCAAACUGCUGCUAGACUUUGCCGCGCCGUAACCGCUUCACGAGGCGGCACGGCAUUUUCGCUGAACGGCCUGCGCCAGCAUGCCUGCAAUGACCAAGUGUGGCUAUGUCAUCUUAAUGUCAAAUGUCUACGCAAAUAUAGCGUUUAUAGGGAACGUGCAUUAAGUAUAGGGGGCAGCACUAGAGCCGACUAAAGCGACACUGUGCGGAUUAAAUGGAACGUUAGCACUAUUCUGUCAAACUAUCACAACAGAUGUUUCAAACGGAUAAAUACGAGAAAAAAUGUUAAAACAAUAAAAUACGGCUUUCUUCCGAUAAAAAGCGACCUCGAGCGUUGCCAGAUUACCUUUGUCUUACUACAACUAUGUACUGCUACUACUAACCUACUACUUUACCCUUACCCCUUUUACCCCUUACCCUUACCCUUUUUAUUCUUUUUUAGGGUUCCGUACCCAAAGGGUAAAACGGGACCCUAUUACUAAGACUUCGCUGUCCGUCCGUCCGUCCGUCCGUCUGUCACCAGGCUGUAUCUCACGGUUCGUAUCCACCAGACAUAUCUAGACAGUUGAAAUUUUCACAGAUGAUGUAUUUCUGUUGCCGCUAUAACAACAAAUACUAAAAACAGAAUAAAAUAAAGAUGCUCCCAUACAGCAAACGUGAUUUUUGACCAAAGUUAAGCAACGUCGGGCGUGGUCAGUACUUGGAUGGGUGACCGUUUUCUUUUUGCAUUUUAUCCUUUUUUUAUUUUUUGCUUUAUGGUACGGAACCCUUCGUGCGCGAGUCCGACUCGCACUUGCCCGGUUUUUUUACCCUUUUUUUACUUUAAUACUAAAACGUAAAAGAAAAGGAUGUGUAUAGUUUUUUUUUUUACUGACAUAUUUGGUUUGGCCAACCUAUAUAUUAUUAUACUCUUUGUUGUCAAUGACAAAUAGCGCGUGGUUCCGAUUAUGGCCACCAGGUGGCAGACUCUCCAACGCGCACGUUCCCUAUAGUGACCCUUCCUCACUUUGUUUUGUUCAAAUCAGUGCAAAGUUAGCUAAGGCUGGUAUUCCACUUGUCCAAUAUAUUUGUCCAUUGUGUAUUUGCGUCUCACAUUUUGCUUAAUGAGAGAGUGAGACGCAAUGCACAUUGGACAAAUGGAAUACCACCUAGACGGAAUCUACUUGCACCAACUUGCAACACAGCUCGUGUUGUAAGUUGGUGUGAGAACGUAGGUAUUCUGUGACGUCACUAAUGAUACCGUCUCUUUUUAAUGAGUUAUUUUAUUAUUUUAAAAUGCGCAAAUUUAAUGCGCAGAAAGAUGUCUGUUCUUGUUUUUUCAGUGUAUUUGUUAUUUUGUUUGAAUUAUUUAUCCAUAAGAAACAACACUACUGGAGAAAAGAAUUGAAACUUGUUCAGCUUUAAAAUACCUACAGUUAGCGUCGGUUGCACCAAACUGUUACGAACGUUAAAGAGUUCGCUAAAUUUUUAUGUAUGGAAAGUUUCAUAGUAAAGGCGCGGGGCGCGCCGGCUGACGAUGAUCAGUCUGUCAAAUGUGGUUGGUGCAACUGGCACUUAUAGGGUCGGUUGCACCAAACCGUUCGUAUCGUUAAAGAGUUCGCUAAAUUUUUAUGUAUGGAAAGUUUCAUAGUAAAGCAUCGGGGCGCGCCGGCUGACGUUGAUCAGUCUGUCAAAUGUGGUUGGUGCAACUGGCCCUUAGCACCAGUUGCACCAUCCACACUUGACAGACUGAUCAAUGGCAAUCAGCUAUAUAUUAUGAAACUUCCCAUACAAUAAAAUUUAGCGAACACUUUAACAGUGACAGACUGUUUGGUGCAACUGGCCCUUAGUCGUGUUAUCCUGUAGCCGCCCAGAGGCCUAUAAAAAGGUCUCCCGUUCCAUUCUGAUAUGAAUCAGUAUUUUGACAAUUCAAAAUUGCAUUUGUCUUGGCAAGUUUUGACGUGUGGCCCGGCUAGAGGAUAUACCUAAAUAAGGAAGACUUUAACGUGGUUAAGUAGAUUUAUUUUUAAAUUUUCAAUUAAAAAACUAAAAUAAAAACCGGGUAGAUACUUGUAUGUAUCGUGAAAUGAAAUUAUUUUUUCUACCCUCCCUUUGUUGUAUUUUCUUCAACAAUACUAACAUUUACAUUAAAGCAAGUGACAUUUGAUGAAGUGGAACUGCUGAUGAUGACCAGAACGGAACUCCUCAACGGCAAGUUUUUUACCUCUAGGAGCUUAAUUAUUGUAACCUUUAAACCAGCAAUUCUUGUUUAUUUAUUUAUAUGUAGGUAUAUUUAUUUUUAUAUAUAUUACUGGGAUCUCGGAAUCAGCUCUAACGAUUUCGGUGAAAUUUGCUAUUUCAGGGGCGAUAAACCGAUCUAGCUAGGUCUUAUCUCUGGGAAAAUGUAAAUUUAUGAGUUUUCAUAUGUCUUCCGAGUAAAGCUCGGUCUCCCAGAUUUUUUAAUUGUUAUGAGAUGCACUAUAGUGUCUAUAGUUGCUGUACCUACUUAAAUAAUUUAUAUGGCAUUUCAAACUGUUUUGUGCAUGAAAUCGGUUUUUUCCAUUAUUAUUACAAAUAUAAAAUGUUUAUUUCAAGCAAUAUGGCCCAUAAAAGGUUUAAAACAUAAAAUAAAAUAUUAAAAUUAAAAUACAUAGGUAGGUACUUAUUUAAUUUAAAAUAAAAUAUUACUAAAAGUUAAUUAACUUAUGGGAAAAA
This is a messenger RNA of Cydia fagiglandana, 3887 nucleotides long. RefSeq names its product reticulon-4-interacting protein 1, mitochondrial. Gene Ontology annotation, molecular function: oxidoreductase activity. Gene Ontology annotation, cellular component: mitochondrion. The transcript has 7 exons. The record is from RefSeq and is a predicted model, not a curated record. Lineage: Eukaryota; Metazoa; Arthropoda; Insecta; Lepidoptera; Tortricidae. Bases 78 to 1226 code for a protein of 382 amino acids.